AUGACUUUUCCAAGAUCACACAUUCAAGGAACUCAUGACAGUGAAGUCGACCCAAGUAGAAUUACACAUGUUAAUGAUGUUGCACUUGAUCGUAAUUGCACAUCAUCUAAUCAACGAAACAACACGAGUCAAUCCGAUACAGAUGAUAUGGAUGUUAAUGAAGCUUUUGAGGAUGCAGUAAUAUCAUAUGUUAACAUGGACGCCAGAGAAAAUGGUGCAUUAUCACGUCGUCCUCAAGAUUCUAUGGAUUAUGGAAGGGAUAUUAAUGUCAUUCGUUAUGAUGGAAAUCUCAAGAAAGUUCAAGAGAUAAAGGGAUAUUAUGAUCAUUUGCAAUACCCUGUAUUGUUUCCAUUUGGGACGCAUGGUUGGGACAUCAACACAACAAAUUGCAAUGGACGAAGAGUGUCAUAUCGAACAUAUUACAGUUACAUGCUUCAAAUUCGCCCAAAUGAUCAAUCAAUGUUGUUAAAUGUGGGUCGACUGUUGCAACAAUAUGUUGUAGACAAUUAUGUCAAAAUUGAAUCAGGGAGAUUAAGGUGUAUUAAAGAGCACCAAAGUGAUAUACGUUCUGAAUUGUACCAAGGUUUACAUGAUGCUUUGCAUGUUGGUGAAACUAAUGCAGAGAACAUUGGAAAAAGAACAAUAUUGCCAUCAUCAUUUAUUGGCGGUCGUCGAGACAUGACACAACGUUAUGAAGAUGGAAUGGCUAUUGUUCUUAAUGGCGGUAAACCAGAUAUUUUUCUAAUAAUGACAUGCAAUCCUUCUUGGAGUGAGAUAACAUCAAAACUUUUGCCUUUUCAAACACCACAAGAUCGUCCAGAUUUGAUAACAAGAGUAUUUCAUUCGAAAUUUGAGAAAUUGAAGGAUGAUGUUAUUAAUAAAGGAGUCUUGGGUAAAGUUAAAAGCUACAUGUAUAUAACUGAAUUUCAAAAGCGAGGACUGCCGCAUGUGCAUAUGUUGUUGGUCUUAGAAAGUAACGAUAAGUUGCGUGACCCAAAAGAUUAUGAUAGUAUGGUAAGAACAGAAAUACCUAAACUAGAAUGUGAACCACAGUUGCAUGAAGCUGUUGUAAGACAUAUGAUUCACGGACCUUGCGGCAUAAUCAACCAAAAGUCUCCAUGUAUGAAAGACGGACAUUGUAAAAAAAGGUAUCCCAAACAAUUCUUGGAUGAAACACGUCAAGGCACUGACUCAUAUCCCGAGUAUAGGAGAAGGUUUGAUGAGUAUGUAUCGUUAGGUAAAGAUAGGUCUGUCGAUAAUAGGUGGGUGGUUCCUUAUAACCCUUGGUUACUGUUAAAGUAUGAUUGUCACAUCAAUGUAGAGACUUGCAGUAGCAUUAGAAGUAUCAAGUAUCUAUAUAAAUAUGUGUACAAGGACCCUGAUCGUGUGGAUAUGGAGGUUCAUAAAGGAUCAUACAUUGAUGAAGUUCAACAAUAUGUUGAUGCAAGAUGGAUUUGUGCUCCCGAGGCAUUAUGGAAAAUAUUUCGAUUCACUCUUUAUCGAUUAUAUCCUUCGGUUGAAAGAUUGCAUAUCCACUUGCCGAACCGCCAUCAAGUGUGCUUUUAUGAUCAUCAGCAAACUGCAGAUGUGUUAAAUAAUGAAUGCAACUCCAAAAUAAUGCUCACACAAUUCUUUGCAUUGAAUCUACGAGAUCCACAAGCAAGAAAGUAUUUGUAUAGAGAUAUUCUAGAGCAUUAUUGUUGGAACAAGCGGUAUAUGGAAUGGUAUCAUAAGCGAUCAACAAGAAAAGUUAUCAGGAGAAUCUAUACGGUAUCACCUUCAGAGGGAGAUAAGUUUUACUUGCGACUGCUGUUAUCUCAUGUCACAGGUCCAACCAGUUGGGAAUAUCUUCUUACAAAUAAUGGCAUGACUUUCAGUACAUUCAAAAAAUCAGUCGAGGAUAGGGGAUUUCUAGAGACUGAUUAUAGUAUUCGUGAUUGCUUGGUUGAGGCUACGAGUCUCCGAAUGUCAUAUGUUUUACGAAGGUUAUUCGUGACGAUUUUAAUAUUUUGUGAACCUAAUGAUGUUAGAGGCCUUUGGAAUGAGUUUUUUACACAUAUGGUAGAGGAUUAUCAAACAACUAACAAUGUCUUGGAAUCAGACUUAACUAAUAUGUUGUUGAAGGACUUGAAUGAACUCUUAAACAUGCACAGUAAAAAGAUUGAAGAUUAUGAUCUCCCAUAUUUACCCUCUAAUACAAUAGACAGAGGUGAAGUUCCAAGUAUCAUACAAGAGGAGUUAGCGAUCGAUAUCCCCAAUGAAGAUAUUGAAUCUAUUGAUAAGUUAAAUAAUGAUCAAAUGAUUGCAUUCAACACCAUUAUGAAUGUAAUUGUUCAAAAAUACUGUGGGGUAUUUUUUGUUGAUGGUCCAGGAGGAACAGGUAAAACAUUCCUUUAUAGAACAUUAGUGGCAAGUUUAAGAAGUAGAGGAGAAAUUGUCUUAGCAACUGCAUCGCCUGGUAUAGCUGCAACAUUGUUACCCGGUGGUAGGACUGCACACUCUCGAUUUAAGAUACCUAUUGAUAUUCAACCGAGUUCCAUUUGUGGUAUUCAAAAGCAAAAGGAUCUUGCAAAUCUCAUUAGAGUUGUUGCCGCAAUAAUUUGGGAUGAAGCACCAAUGACAAACAAAUUUUUUUUGGAAGCCUUAGAUCGAUCAUUACAAGACAUUUGUAGCAACAAUGCUCCAUUUGGUGGAAAAGUUCUGAUCAUGGGAGGGGGGGGGGAUUUUCGUCAAGUUCUUCCUAUUGUAAGAAAAGAAUUGCAUGGUUGGGAUGCCCCAUAUAUGGUACAAAGAGCUAUUUUGACACCAACAAAUGAUGAUGUCCAGAAAUUGAAUGAUAUGAUUAUCGAUCAGUUUCUAGAAGAAGGACAUAAUUUGUUAUCGUUUGAUGAGGUUGAAGGAGAUAAUCAUAAUUUAUACCAGCAAGAAUUCUUAAACUCAAUUGCACAAGUCAAACUAGAACACGGUGAAAUCUUUCAAUUAUGUAAGGAGUUGAGACGAAAGAAUGUUGAAACUUGCUUCGACAUGAAAAUAACAAACUUUGAAGAUAAAUGGAACACAUGGAAGGAUGAAUAA
Messenger RNA from Lathyrus oleraceus (garden pea), 3075 nucleotides. RefSeq lists its product as uncharacterized. Gene Ontology annotation, biological process: DNA repair; telomere maintenance. The record is from RefSeq and is a predicted model, not a curated record. The transcript has 9 exons. Bases 1 to 3075 code for a protein of 1024 amino acids. NCBI's taxonomy places the organism in Eukaryota, Viridiplantae, Streptophyta, Magnoliopsida, Fabales, Fabaceae. Gene Ontology annotation, molecular function: DNA helicase activity.